UAUAACUGAUCCCAACCGUUAUUCUGCCUCGCCGUCUUACAUAAAGUUGAAUAUCAUUUUUUAAUCGUUUAAUUCAGCAACUUCUCGCAUUGUGUAGUUGAGAUUGUAAAUUCACUUCCGUUGUAAACUUUGAUUCAGGAAAAUAUGGAUUGUACCCUUCACUCCUUUGGAUGAAGCGCUGGAUGGGCUCUUGUGACUAUGAGUUGCACGGACCAUUUCACUUCAGCGAGGCAACUUUUGGUGACGUUUGGGUUGUGAUCUCUUGGUUUCACCUGGUGGAAAAGUAAAUGACAUUAAAGAGCAUCAUUCGGCUAUGGAGUCUGACAAGUAACGACGCUGUAAACAGGACGGAAAAUGCAGAAGAGUGUUCGGUAUAAUGAGGGGCACGCUCUGUAUCUCUCCGUGGUCGCGCGCAAAGAGGGCACGAAGCGAGGGUACCUCUACAAGAAGACCACAGAAAACAGUCGUUGGCACGAAAAGUACUUCGCACUCUACCAGAAUGUCCUGUUUUAUUUCGAAAACGACCAGAGUGCACGGCCGUCCGGAAUUUACUUACUGGAGGGGAGCACAUGCGAGAGAGUCCCUGCACCCAAAGUAUCAGCCGCGGGCAAGGAAACGCUGGACAAGCAGCACUACUUCCUUAUUGUGUUCGGCCAUGACGGCCAGAAGCCCCUGGAGCUGCGUACGGAUGAGGAGGCGGAGUGUGACGAGUGGGUGGAGGCCAUCCAACAGGCCAGCUACUCUGACAUCAUCAUCGAGCGUGAGGUGCUCAUGCAGAAGUACAUCCACCUGGUGCAGAUUGUGGAGACGGAGAAGGUGGCCGCCAAUCAGCUGAGGACGCAGCUGGAGGACCAGGACACGGAGAUCGAGAGGUUAAAGGCAGAGAUUAUAGCGCUGAAUAAGACAAAGGAGAGAAUGCGACCUUACCACGUGCACCAGGAGGAGGAGGACCCUGACAUCAAAAAAAUUAAAAAGGUGCAGAGCUUCAUGCGCGGCUGGCUGUGUCGCCGCAAGUGGAAGAUCAUCGUGCAGGACUACAUCUGCUCGCCGCACGCCGAGAGCAUGCGCAAGCGGAACCAGAUCGUCUUCAACAUGGUGGAGGCGGAGACGGAGUACGUGCACCAGCUCUCCAUCCUGGUCAACUGCUUCCUGCGCCCGCUCCGCAUGGCGGCCAGCUCCAAGAAGCCGCCCAUCAGCCAUGACGACGUCAGCAGCAUCUUCCUCAACAGCGAGACCAUCAUGUUUUUGCACGAGAUAUUCCACCAGGGCUUGAAGGCAAGGAUAGCCAACUGGCCCACCCUGGUUCUCGCGGAUCUGUUUGACAUCCUGUUGCCUAUGCUGAACAUAUACCAGGAGUUUGUGCGUAACCACCAGUACAGCCUUCAGGUGCUGGCCAACUGCAAGCAGAACCGCGACUUCGACAAGCUGCUGAAGCAGUACGAGUCCAACGCAGCUUGCGAGGGGAGGAUGCUGGAGACCUUUCUUACCUACCCCAUGUUCCAGAUCCCGCGCUACAUCAUCACGCUGCAUGAGCUGCUGGCCCACACCCCUCACGAGCAUGUGGAGCGCAAGAGCCUGGAGUUCGCCAAGUCCAAACUGGAGGAGCUGUCCAGGGUUAUGCACGAUGAGGUGAGUGACACGGAGAACAUCCGCAAGAACCUGGCCAUCGAGCGCAUGAUCGUGGAGGGCUGCGACAUCCUCCUGGACACUAGCCAGACCUUUGUCAGACAGGGCUCUUUGAUCCAGUUGCCCUCGGUGGAGCGAGGGAAGCUGAGUAAGGUGCGUCUGGGCUCCCUGUCCCUGAAGAAGGAAGGGGAGCGCCAAUGCUUCCUCUUCACCAAGCACUUCCUCAUCUGCACGCGCAGCUCCGGCGGCAAGUUGCACCUUCUUAAACAAGGUGGUGUUGUGUCUUUGAUCGACUGUACGCUCAUUGAGGAAACAGACACCAGUGACGAAGAGUCCAAGAACACAGGCCAGGUGUUUGGCCAUCUGGACUUCAAGAUCGUGGUGGAGCCGUCGGAGGGGCCUGCUUUCACUGUGGUCCUCCUCUCGCCCUCGCGGCAGGAGAAAGCCGCCUGGACCAGCGACAUCAGCCAGUGUAUUGAUAACAUACGCUGCAAUGGCCUGAUGACCAGUGUCUUUGAGGAGAACUCUAAAGUCACCGUGCCACACAUGAUCAAAUCCGAUGCGCGUCUCCAUAAAGACGAUGUUGACAUUUGCUUCAGCAAGACGCUCAACUCCUGCAAGGUCCCGCAGAUCCGCUACGCCAGCGUGGAGAGGCUCCUGGAGCGGCUGACGGAUCUGCGCUUCCUCUCCAUCGACUUCCUCAACACCUUCCUGCACACCUACCGCAUCUUCACCACCGCCGCCGUGGUCAUGGACAAGCUAGCCGACAUCUACAAGAAGCCCUGCACCUCCAUACCUGUCAGGAUCCAGUACCACUCAUUUGACCGCUUGUCCAUCACAUCACUGUGUCCAGACUACAGCCUGAAGAUCAGGAAGAUAGCCCUGGAUCAGUCAAAGUCCCUGGAGCUCUUCUGGAGCACCAGCCAGAACAACCGCGGUGGCAGCAGCAGCAGCGGCGGAGGCGACCACCACCCCAACGACCGCUCCCCCGACCAACGACCGCUGGGGCGCAAGUUCUCGGGCCCGCCGCCCCUCUCCAUCCCCUCCCGCACCUCCUCCCCGGUGCGUACCCGCAAGCUGUCCCUCAACUCCCCUCUGGGAGGCCUGUCCUCGUCCCCCUUGGUCUCCUCCUCCUGCAGCAGAGUGCUGGACCUCAUCUCCUCCAAUGCCGCCUAUGCUGCCAAUGCCACCAAUGCCACCUCCCCCUCCACCUCCUCGUCUGCUGCGGUGUCCUCCUCAUCUGCUGUCGUCACCUCCAACUCCAGCACCACCACCAGCAGCAGCACCUCCACCACCUCCACCACCUCCUGCUCCUCUGCCACCAGUAGUCCCACGUCAGCCAAUUGCCCGGUCUUCAGCCCGGUGACUCCCACUACCUCCCCUCCUCCCACCGUAACCCCCACCUCCACUGCUCCUACUCCCACGACCCCUGGCCCUGCCUCCUCCAUGGUCACCUCCCCUGGCUCAGGUCCCUCUGGCACCUCCACCUCCACCACCCCCUCACCGGAGCAGAGCCCCACGACUGCCCCCACCACCAACAACAUCAACAACAACACUACUACUACUACUACUGCUACUAGUGCUGUUGCUGAGGAGAACCCGGAGAUGCCACGCGUGGACGCUUUCUGUGGCAAACUGAGACGCAGCAUCCGCAGGGCUGUCCUGGAGUCAGUGUCGCUGGACAAGUUCAUCCCGGAGGGAAGCCCUCAGGGUAGUGAGUCUGGAGAGGUCUCGCCCUGCCGCUCCCCCUCCACGCCACGCCACCUGCGCUACCGAGGAUCGGGAGGCCAGGGAACAGAGAACUCCCGCACCCCCGUGUCUCCUGCCUCUGCCUUUGCCAUCGCCACAGCUGCCGCCGGCCACAGCAGCCCGCCAGUUCAUAAGAAGAGGGGGUCCUUGAUUGUUGGCAUGGCGAAAUUACAUGACAGAGUAUUAUGUGAUUUUGACAUGAGUGGCGAUCUGAAGGGAGGUGUCAUCGGCCUGCUGGAGGAAGUGCUCAAAGACCCUGACCUGCUGCCCCAGGAGAGGAAAGCCACCGCAAACAUACUAAGUGCCCUUUCUCAAGAAGAUCAGGACGACGCGCAGCUGAAGAUUGAGGACAUUCUGCAAGUGGCUGAGUGUCAUCAUGCGGAGUGCUUUGAGUCUCUAUCUGCCAUGGAGCUGGCUGAGCAGGUCACCCUGCUGGACCACAUAGUCUUCAGGAGCAUUCCUUACGAGGAGUUCCUGGGCCAGGGUUGGAUGAAGAACGACAAGAUAGAGCGCACGCCCUACAUCAUGAAGACGAGCCAGCAUUUUAAUGACAUGAGUAACCUGGUGGCGUCCCAGAUCAUGACCCAUACGGACGUGGGUUCGAGGGCCAACUCCAUAGAGAGGUGGGUGGCUGUGGCCGACAUAUGCCGCUGCCUGAACAACUACAACGGCGUGCUGGAGAUCACCUCCGCACUGAACCGCAGUGCCAUCUACAGGCUCAAGAAGACAUGGGCCAAAGUCAGCAAGCAGACUAAAGCUCUGAUGGACAAGCUCCAGAAGACGGUCUCUUCAGAGGGGAGAUUCAAGAACCUAAGGGAAACUUUAAAAAAUUGUAAUCCACCAUGUGUGCCCUACUUGGGAAUGUACUUAACGGAUCUGGCCUUUAUCGAAGAAGGAACUCCUAAUUUCACUGAGGAGGGCCUGGUCAACUUCUCAAAGAUGAGAAUGAUAUCCCACAUCAUCCGCGAGAUUCGUCAGUUCCAGCAGACACCAUACAGAAUAGAGCACCAACCGAAGGUCACUCAAUAUCUGUUGGAUAAAACACUCAUUAUGGAUGAAGACACCCUGUAUGAGCUCUCCCUGAAGAUUGAACCCCGGCAUCCUGCCUGAGUUUCAGCCCUGAGAUAGAUGUCACGCUGCUCCCACCAGCAGGAUUGGGAGAGGGGGAAGCCUGGAACGUCUCUCGCAAUGCUGGAAUACUGAAAGGACACUGAAAGAACUGUCAGCUGGGCUGGGUGGGCAACGACAGGAGGGAGAGAAGGGGGGGUGGGGGGGAGACUCAGAGAGAGUCAGAAGAUUGUCUGGAAGGAAAAGUCUGAGCUUUGUCGUCGUCUGUUUUUGAGGGACGAGGAUGUUGUGAGAUUGAGGUUGCCCGCUGACAAAGUCCAUUGAGUAUCUUUGUAAGUGGGCACAUGAAAGACGAGAAUGUGGGAGAGACGUCAGUGAGGAAGCUGUCUGGAUCGAGGGACACCAUUCUCAUAAUCACCUGUCUGAGAAGAAGAAGAAGAAGAAAAAAAGAAGAAAAAAAUUAAAAGAAGAACUAAAAAAGAAAGACAAAAAGACAUGUAGCAUGUACAGAAGUUCUUGGUUCUGUAACAGUUUGUAUACCGUGUCAUUUCUUGUACUAUGUCCAUCUGCCGUGCCAUUUCCAGCCGUAGCAGUAGCUGCCCCAUUCAUUUCCCUGCUUUCCUGGGCUGUGAAAGUCAGCAGCUGACUUUGACAUUGCAUGAGCUAUAGACAAUAUGGAUGUGAAAACGCCUUCCCAUUUCUGUCAUCAUUAUCCUCAGGCAUUGAUUAGUAAUCCUAUAGACUAGAGAGUUUAGAAUUCACCCAUCAACAUUUGAGGUUUUUUAUUAUUAAUAUUCUGUUUUGUUGCAAGUUAUUGUUCGAAGGUGAGCUGCUUUUGUCAGGUUACGAUGUCAGUGUGAGAUCGCCAGACAUGGCUAAAUGAUAUGAUAUUUAUAUUACUAUUAUAAGGUGCCUUGUGCUUCACAGCUAAUCCAAUCUGAACAGGAAUCUGGCAAAGCACCCAUAAGCAACCAAACAAUUUCCUGAAUCUGCUGCCACCUAAAGUAAUUGCCACGAACUCCCCUGCAACACUAAAACAAAUUUAGACAUUCAUAUUUCAUUAGCACAGCUUGUAAAUCUGUGUGGCUUUUGAAUAGCUGGCAGCCGUGGCAGGCAAAGUGAAUGUAACACUGAUUCAGUGUGUGCACAGUAGUCAACCUCUAAUGCCAUGGCCUUUCCUCUUCGUUUAUUGAUCCUUGACAAUUCCUGCCUUCUACCAUGGGAGUUAGAGGGCUGGACUGGGGAUGAUGCUUUCAUAUGUGGCUCUAAAAAAAGAAAACCCCUGAUGAAAGUUUCCUUUGGCUGCAGCAGCAGUGGCUUCAAAUGCCGUUCUGAUCCAAAGGCCAUGGCUGACCCCAGGACAAUCCUUUUGUUCUCAUCCUUGCGAUGCAAGAUCUUUUAUUAUUAUUGAAGAAAAAACAACCUUAAGGUACACUAGAUUCCAAUCCAAAAGCAUGACAAGGGCAUGUGUAGCAAGUUUUUAUGUCAUGUAUUUAUUUCCUAUUUUCUAAAGAAUUAUAUUGAAUAUUCUGGUCGCAAUUUGCCAUCCCGGCGUCCUGGAUGCAGAGUGCACACUUGUCAUUAGUGUUGCAUAUCAUUACCCCAACAUCCCCCCCUAGUGGUAGGACCAGAGCAGCACACUUAAUGAGGAUUGAGCACCAUGUAUCCAGGUGAACGCCAGCCAGCGCUUGUCUCCUUUCUCCUCCAAGAGAUGAAUGGCAAAAUAAUGCAUACUGACGUUAAUGUGUUAGGUGGUUAUUAAGUCUUCGAGGAUAAUUCAUCAGGACUGUUUGCAUGCAACGUUAAAGGCAUAUUUGCAUGACAGAGAUUUAUUUUUCAACAACGUUAUGGGUUCCUUUUUUUGUUGCUGCUGCUGCUGCUGUGUAUUUAAGUAUCUCUGUAAAGAAAAGAAAAAAAAAACAAGCAAGCAAGAGAACGCCAUCGUCUCUUCUCGUGACAAAUGGAUUUCCCCAAAGUAGAAUGUUAUUUGCCGUCAUGUUCAAGGUCUGGGCGGGCGGCUGAAGGGGGCGGCUGUGGUAUGUGAUAUUGUAAAACAGCACAGUGCGUCACGGGGAAUGACUUAAUCAAAUAUCCACGCUCCAUCUCCCUGUUUAUGGCUGCUUGACGGGGAUGGCGAAAGCAAGACUGAUGUGUAAACUAAAACGGCGCUCUCCAACCACAGUGGUGGCAGGAAGGUCGCACCUUUUCUGCACUGUAGCGUUCAUUUGUUUGUUCGUUCGUUCGUUUGUGGCCUGUCCUGCAAAGAUGAGUGUGGUGUAUUUAUUUCAUUAAAUAUUUAUUUGACCCUGUUGUUUUUUUAUGUAUAUAGUGCAUCCACCAUGACUAUGGAACCGUGCCACUUCCGUUAUUGCUGUUGUUGUUCUGAACUGAUGUUACAUAUGAUACUUAAGUUUCCUGUCCCAUGAUGGACCUUUCAGUGCUGCAAAGUGGCUAAGAGAAAAAAAAUGUAGCAUAUUUUCCAUGGUUCUAUUAUAUCUCCUCCUUGUUUUUUUAUUAUUAGUUGUGUGUGAUGUAAAAUGUGGACACUGCAUUUAUUGCUCAUAUACGCAGCAUGUUUGCAUGUCUGAUUUUUCCCCCUUCCCUCUCCUCUGUGCGAGAUCUCUCUUUUUUUGUAUAUUAGUGUGGGAAAAAAGUCUUGUUUUAUGUAUCUCCUCUCUUUCUUCUGUGACACAAUGCACAUUUGAGGUACAUCGAAUCCUUGGUCAUGUAGAUUAAAAACAAACUCCUAUA
Engraulis encrasicolus (European anchovy) is the source of this 7194-nucleotide messenger RNA. RefSeq names its product Ras protein-specific guanine nucleotide-releasing factor 2b (gene rasgrf2b). Gene Ontology annotation, biological process: positive regulation of GTPase activity; Ras protein signal transduction. The record is from RefSeq and is a predicted model, not a curated record. The transcript is spliced from 30 exons. Gene Ontology annotation, molecular function: guanyl-nucleotide exchange factor activity; protein binding. Bases 355 to 4485 code for a protein of 1376 amino acids. Gene Ontology annotation, cellular component: plasma membrane. NCBI's taxonomy places the organism in Eukaryota, Metazoa, Chordata, Actinopteri, Clupeiformes, Engraulidae.